CUACUGCUAGCUUGACGUGUGCAGUUGUCGCGGUGAGGAAGUGCCACAGAAGUGUCUUUAAUUCCAUCACUUUUUCUUCCUCGCGCUGCGUCGAAAUGACUUUUUUUUUCACGCGCGCGUUUGUUCUUUAGCGCACACGCGCAGCUUUUAAUGUGACUUUUUUAAUGGGACGACAGAGAAUGACUCAGGGUUUUCUCUUAAAGUUGAAUCUUCACACGGUAAUAAUCUGAGUCACAUGACAGUUGUUGUUGUCGUGCUUCGCUGAACUGCGCAGGUAAUGUCGCCACGUCUGUUUUGACUGUUGUUUAAUCCGUUUUGCUGUUUUUAAUCCGAAUCAAAGUGACGCGAAGCAGCUUGAACUGGUUGCUAACACAGUUAGCUGCGCGGCUAGCCUGUUAGCUAAGCCAAUUUUCGUCAGUGUUACGAAAGUGUGAUUUCUGCUAAACUGUGUGUGUGUGUGUGUUUAUAAACUCCUCACACACACACACGUUGUACUUAAGUUUGAGUUUUAAAAGACAAACUAAAGGUUUGAAUGCCUCAGUUUUUGAUGAACAGAAAACAUGCAGAUGGAUCUUACACAGGAUCUAAAGCGAUGGAGAAGUCCGGUUACUGCGGCGGCAGCUUUGACGGCAUUUACUACCCCAGUGACGACGACGAUGACGAGAUGGUGGACAUCGCGGGAGCCACGCUGGACUUCUCCUCGGACGACGUCCCUCCUCUCAGCUCAGGACCUCACGACGAGUACAGCGGCGGCGGCAGAGCGGGCAGCAUGAACGGUCACGGCCCCGGAAAACUGGUGGACCCGCUGGACGACCCGCUGCCCGGCGUGGGAACCUAUGAAGACUUCAACACCAUCGACUGGGUCAGAGAGAAGAGCAAGGACCGGGACAGACACAGAGAGAUCACCAAUAACCGCAAACAGUCGACGUUGGCUCUGCUGAUCAGUCUGAGCGACGCGUUCUCUGGCUGGCUGCUCAUGCUGCUGGUGGGACUGAUGGCAGGCGCUCUGGCUGGCGGCAUCGACAUCACGGCUCACUGGCUGACGGACAUGAAGGAGGGCGUGUGUCUCGCCGGCUUCUGGUUCAACCACGAACACUGCUGCUGGACGUCCAACGAGACCACGUUCCUGGAGCGGGACCGCUGUCCACAGUGGCAGAGCUGGGCCGAACUCAUCACGGGAACGUCAGAGGGUGCGUUUGCCUACAUCGUGAACUACCUGAUGUACCUCCUCUGGGCUCUGUUCUUCUCCUUCCUGGCCGUGACGCUGGUCAGAGCCUUCGCUCCGUACGCAUGUGGCUCAGGAAUACCUGAGAUUAAGACGAUCCUCAGCGGCUUCAUCAUCCGCGGUUACCUGGGCAAGUGGACGCUCAUCGUCAAGACCAUCACCCUGGUGCUGGCCGUCUCCUCGGGGCUGAGUUUGGGGAAAGAGGGCCCCCUGGUGCACGUGGCCUGCUGCUGCGCCAACAUCCUCUGUCACCUGUUCACCAAGUACCGCAAGAACGAGGCCAAGCGCAGAGAGGUUUUGUCGGCCGCAGCUGCCGUCGGCGUGUCCGUGGCGUUCGGCGCUCCCAUCGGAGGAGUCCUGUUCAGUCUGGAGGAAGUGAGUUAUUACUUCCCUCUGAAAACUCUGUGGCGUUCCUUCUUCGCCGCGCUGGUCGCAGCCUUCACUCUCCGCUCCAUCAACCCGUUUGGAAACAGUCGCCUGGUUCUGUUCUACGUGGAGUUCCACGCCCCCUGGCACCUAGUGGAGCUGGCUCCAUUCAUCCUGCUGGGGAUCUUCGGAGGCCUCUGGGGGGCGCUGUUCAUCAAGGCCAACAUAGCGUGGUGCAGGAUACGUAAAACCACUCGACUGGGCCAGUACUCUGUCAUCGAGGUGCUGGUGGUUACCGCGGUAACCGCCUUGGUCGCCUUCCCGAACAGUUACACCCGGAUGAGCGGAGCGGAGCUCAUCUCCGAGCUGUUCAACGACUGCUCGCUGCUCGACUCGUCUCAGCUGUGCGGCUACAAGCAGCCCAACACCACGUCAGAGACGGGUGCGGGCAACAGUCUGGCCGACCGUCCAGCAGGUGACGGCGUUUACACGGCUCUGUGGCAGCUGGCCUUGGCUUUAAUCUUCAAGAUGUUGAUCACCGUCAUCACCUUUGGCAUGAAGGUUCCCUCAGGCCUCUUCAUCCCCAGCAUGGCCGUUGGAGCCAUCGCCGGCAGACUGUUGGGUGUUGGCAUGGAGCAGCUGGCUUAUUACAACCACGACUGGUUCAUCUUCAGAGGCUGGUGUUCUCCAGGAGCCGACUGCAUCACACCAGGACUCUACGCCAUGGUGGGAGCUGCUGCCUGUUUAGGCGGAGUGACGCGCAUGACCGUGUCGCUGGUCGUCAUCAUGUUCGAGCUGACCGGCGGUCUGGAGUACAUCGUGCCGCUCAUGGCCGCCACCAUGACCAGCAAGUGGGUGGCGGACGCUUUUGGGAGAGAAGGAAUCUACGAGGCUCACAUCAGGCUGAACGGUUACCCGUUCCUGGAGCCGAAAGAAGAGUUUGAGCACAGCAGCCUGGCUGUGGACGUGAUGAGGCCGAGGAGGUCGGACCCUGCUCUGGUCACUCUCACACAGGAGGGCAUGACUGUGGGGGAGGUGGAGGUGUUGGUAGAGAACACACACUUCAGUGGUUUUCCUGUGGUGGUUUCUCAGGACUCUCCGAGACUGGUGGGCUUCGUCCUCAGGAGAGACCUGCUCAUAUCUAUAGACAACGCUCGCAAGCGCCAGGAGGGCGUGGUCAGCGCCUCCCAGGUGUUUUUCAGCGAGCACACGCCGCACCACGCCGCCGAUGCCCCGCCCCCUCUGCGCCUCCGGGGAAUCAUGGACCUGAGCCCGUUCACCGUCACCGACCACACGCCCAUGGACAUCACCGUGGACAUCUUCAGGAAACUGGGCCUUCGACAGUGUCUGGUCACACAUAACGGGAAGCUGCUGGGAAUCAUCACCAAGAAGGACAUCCUGAAACACAUGGCUCAGAUGGCAAACAGAGACCCUGACUCCAUCCUCUUCAACUGACCCUGUCCUUCACCGUCAUCUUCAUCACCUUCAUGCUCCUCCUCCUCCUCCUCUGUGGACCAGAGGAGACGACGCCUCAAACACACUUUUAUCUCUCUAACAAGAGAAGGACGAGUAACGUAAGUCCAGCUUCAUUUGCACAGCUGACAAACACAACUCUGGAUUAUUAUUAUUAUUAUUAUUGUUGUUGUUAUUAUUUUUCUGGCUUUAAAAACAAACACGAACAACUGCCGGAGCCAGUUUCUAAUCUGAAGGAUUAAAGAAGAAAAGUCAGUGGCGUUGUGUCACAUCUGGAUUAUUUUCUGUACGAGAGACAAAUCGCUGAGGGAGGCGGAGAGACGAGGAAACACGUGAGGAGGAGGAAGGAGAUGAAGGUGACUGCCCUCCAGCCUUCACUGCGAGUCCAGACAGAGACUGAGCUGAUGGAUGCUCCUCCUCCUCCUCCUCCUCCUCCUCCUGCUGCUGAUGUAGCUGCAGGGUGAAGGAUACACGAUUGUGUGAAGAAGGACUGAACACACACACACACACACACACACACACACACUCACUUAACACUCCAUAACUACUUCAUCAGAGUCUGGGAAACUUCCAGAAACAUCCUCUUUGUUCUGGACGCUCGAGAUUUGUAACAUAGACAGAGAUAAUGAAGUUUUACAUACACACACACACUCAGUCUUAUUGAAGCCACUG
Molecule: messenger RNA, 3736 nt
Organism: Solea solea (common sole)
Lineage: Eukaryota; Metazoa; Chordata; Actinopteri; Pleuronectiformes; Soleidae
Gene: clcn5b
Product: chloride channel, voltage-sensitive 5b
Exons: 17
Coding region: 533-3046 (837 amino acids)
Biological process (GO): chloride transport; transmembrane transport
Cellular component (GO): membrane; synaptic vesicle; Golgi apparatus
Molecular function (GO): voltage-gated chloride channel activity
Source: RefSeq, a predicted model, not a curated record